Dreissena polymorpha is the source of this 2956-nucleotide messenger RNA. RefSeq lists its product as uncharacterized. The transcript has 6 exons. NCBI's taxonomy places the organism in Eukaryota, Metazoa, Mollusca, Bivalvia, Myida, Dreissenidae. The record is from RefSeq and is a predicted model, not a curated record. Bases 522 to 1949 code for a protein of 475 amino acids.
CAAACGGCUGAGUGACAAAAUGAUAACUUUCUUACGGGGAUUAAACCUUAUUUGCUGUAUCGGUAAAAACAAUUUAGUAAACUGCCUAAUGGUAAAACGAGCAUGGUGAUUUAAGAAUCCAGAUUAGUGACAUAUUUAAACUUUAGCAGGCCAGCAAGCGUGAGUAAAUAAUGUGUCAUUGUUAGGUAGGCUUUUGGCAUGUAAACAUCAUUGUGGAAGAAAAAUACGGUGCGAAAAAUACAAAUAGAAAAUAUUAUAAAUCGAGUGGAAGUCUGGACAUGGUGUUUAUAUAUUGUGGUGACUCUAUAUGUAAUGAAUGGCAUUGUGGACUUAAAGUACUUUAUUGACUAUAUAAUGGAUUGACUUUAUAUGUAUUGAGUGGCUUUGUGGAAUUAGUAUUGGACUGAGUAUUUUGUCAACUUUAUGAUUGACUUUAUAUAAUAUUGAGUGACAUUGUGGACUUAGUGUUCAUGCAUUUUGUUGACUAUGUAAUGGAUUUUCGAGGCCAAUCAUAAACGAAGAUGAGAAGUGUACAAGUUGAUAUCAUCAGAAAUGUCAAGAAGUCCAUGCCGUGUGAGAGUGGGUCGGCAUUUGGUGGCAGUAGCACAAGUGGCACUCUGACCUCUACAGACAGCAACGUGAGUGGGCGUGACCCCCAGUGCGGCACCCUCGCCUCAACAGACAGCAACAACAGCGGCCGGCAGCACCAUCCAGCGCUGCACCCACACCAGUUUGAUGUGUUUGGAUUGCUCCAGUCAAGGGCCCUGGAGGGGAGCGGUUAUCCGGAGCGACAACCGAGCCCGAGUCGGUCAUCAACGUCGGGAUCCGACCACCGACAGAUCACGCUGUUGGAGCGUCUGCAGAAGACACACCCGAUAUGGUUCCUUCCAAAAGUGGGGCGGAAUGGGGCCGUCCAUCUGCUCAAGGACAGGGAUAUCGGGGUUUUCAUAGUUCGGGCGUCAAGCCAGGACAAGGUGAUGGCCCUGUCUGUGCAAUUUCCAGACCCCAAGGGCUCUCCGAACAUAGAUCACUACCUGAUACAGCUUGUAGAGGCCGGGUACCAUCUGCAGGGGUCUGCUCGACUCUUCCCCUCCAUACCAGAACUGAUAGCAUACUACUGUGAUCAUAAGGAGGACCUCCCCCACAAGCUGGCGCUGCCCCCUGCUGUUCUGAAGGCUCGAACCAUCAAGGAGCUUGACUCCCUCGCUAUGCUAGGUCAAGAUUUUUGGACAUCUGCUAAGUACGACAGCCAGAGUCGAUCAUCCAGUCGGUCUAAUUUGUCAGAGAUAUCAUCAGGGAUGAACAAAUCACAGAGCGAACCAAUCAGCAUUAAAAAGUCAACUGUGAUGGCGUAUAGCCAGUCAGAUGCUAUCCUCCGAGACAACACUCCCCCAAAACAUUCUGUGAUAGACUUUUCCUCUUACCUAAUUCAAAAGCCUGACAGAGAUAUUAAUUUUACAUCAGUGACUUCUGCCUGUCAGCACAGUGUGACACAACAGCAAGACAGUUUUCAUACCAGGUGUUCAGAAAGUGGAUUUAUGAGGACCUUUCACCAGUCAAAAAGUGAAUCAAAACUUAGUAGUCAUGUGUCCUCAAAAACACAUCAUUUAGUGUCAACGCAGCAUGUGACUUCGAAAAGCCAUGUAACAGAUAAAAUGUCAAGUUUCUCUUCAGUCUCUGAGGAUACAAAUGUAGGAGGAAGCCACGAGUUUGUGCUACAUGUUAAUGACAAGGAAAAUAGAGUGGAUAUCAGGCUAUCCAAACGGGAUUCCCAGGUAUUGGUUCCGUAUGCUAAACCAAAUAAAUUUCAUCAUGACACUCUUGUGCUAAGUCCACAAGGAUUUCUCCAGCCAACAAACAGUACGGAGGAAUAUUACUGGCGGAGCAAUCUCUCUGACAAAAUGAGUGAUUACGAGGAUAUUUGGAAAAAACAAUUAUGCAGAUCCUAAAAUGGGAAGUGUUCAUUCGGAUAUUCGUCAGCAUUUACAGCAUCAGCUUUUGAGUCCAAAAUCUGUGUCAAAGGCUCAGGCAUUUGACCACCAUGAUACAGAAGUGUUCACUGAAAACUGGCACAGUGAUAAAUGUGUGAUUAAAGACCUAAAUGUCAGUCUGGAUAAAUUGGACAUGAGUAAAGAUGCUACAAAACAAGAGGAAACUGUGAUCACAAGUAAGACAAUGACUACUACUCAAAGUGCUAAUUCUUCUGUUGUUACCAAAAAGUGUGCACUGUUCGACCUGAUGUGAACCGUCUUGAACCAUUAGCAUCCAGUAGCAAACAAAGCAAUGACAAAAUUAUUACAGACACUGAAAAGUGCUCCGAAGUGCAAACUGUGCAAGACAAGGAGAGUGACCUUGAAUCAGACAAUAGCAAUGGUUGCCAUAGUGAAGCAGACGAUGCGGAUACUGAGGACUGUGAUGACAGACCUAUGAUUACUUCUGUUCAAACUCAGACCAGUCCAGUGUGCAAGUUAAAGAGCCCUUCGUUUGGAAAAUCCAUAUCCACUAACUCAUUAUCCACCAUGAGAAGUCCAAUAUACACUGAACCCUUUGAUGCCAUUAGUCAAGAUGAUAAGGACAAAAAAGGUCCAAAGCAGAUGGCCAAAAAGAUACGCAGACAGUCUGCACCCGCUGUCGGCGUGGGUCAAAGGCGAAGACCAUCAACUGACUGUCAUAAACUAACUCCUGUAUCAGGAGAGACAAUUGAUACCGAUGAAAUUAAAGUGUCAGAAAAUAACGAACACGAUUCCGAAUCUACAGAUGAUGAGGAUGUGUUUGAAAUAUCUCUUGAACUUGUUCAGCCUUCAAAACACAAAUCUAUAGAAAAUUUUGAGACCAAUCCUUACGGACUGGCCUGGGUGGAUAGUAAGCUUUCCCCAAAAGAGCAAGCAAAGCCAAUGCCAAUACCAAGAAAAACAAAAGUGUCAAAAAACUUAUUGCACACUGCUGUCAGUAAUCA